CGCCUCCAAGGGAACACCUGCGGACAUAAAUAGGCAGCCAGCAGAGGCAGCAGCACAGAGCCACCAAGCAGCGCUGCAUACAGGGUCCACCUGUGUGCACCAGGAUGCCCGACACCAUGCUGCCCGCCUGCUUCCUCGGCCUACUGGCCUUCUCCUCCGCGUGCUACUUCCAGAACUGCCCGAGGGGCGGCAAGAGGGCCAUGUCCGACCUGGAGCUGAGACAGUGCCUCCCCUGCGGCCCCGGGGGCAAAGGCCGCUGCUUCGGGCCCAGCAUCUGCUGCGCGGACGAGCUGGGCUGCUUUGUGGGCACGGCUGAGGCGCUGCGCUGCCAGGAGGAGAACUACCUGCCGUCGCCCUGCCAGUCCGGCCAGAAGGCGUGCGGGAGCGGGGGCCGCUGCGCCGCCUUCGGCGUUUGCUGCAACGACGAGAGCUGCAUGACCGAGCCCGAGUGCCGCGAGGGCUUUCACCGCCGCGCCCGCGCCAGCGACCGGAGCAACGCCACGCAGCUGGACGGGCCGGCCGGGGCCUUGCUGCUGCGGCUGGUGCAGCUGGCCGGGGCGCCCGAGCCCUUCGAGCCCGCCCAGCCCGACGUCUACUGAGCCCCCCGCUCGCCCACCGGCGCGCUCUUUGCGCCCGCCCCUGCAGCACGGACAAUAAACCU
Gorilla gorilla gorilla (western lowland gorilla) is the source of this 661-nucleotide messenger RNA. RefSeq names its product arginine vasopressin (gene AVP). The transcript has 3 exons. Gene Ontology annotation, cellular component: extracellular region; secretory granule. Gene Ontology annotation, molecular function: neurohypophyseal hormone activity; V1A vasopressin receptor binding. The coding region runs from base 105 to 599 and encodes 164 amino acids. Lineage: Eukaryota; Metazoa; Chordata; Mammalia; Primates; Hominidae. The record is from RefSeq and is a predicted model, not a curated record.